Molecule: messenger RNA, 5589 nt
Organism: Cavia porcellus (domestic guinea pig)
Lineage: Eukaryota; Metazoa; Chordata; Mammalia; Rodentia; Caviidae
Product: zinc finger protein 39
Exons: 4
Coding region: 200-2422 (740 amino acids)
Biological process (GO): negative regulation of transcription by RNA polymerase II
Cellular component (GO): nucleoplasm
Molecular function (GO): RNA polymerase II cis-regulatory region sequence-specific DNA binding; DNA-binding transcription repressor activity, RNA polymerase II-specific
Source: RefSeq, a predicted model, not a curated record
AGACCUGUUCGCUGAGACACACAGCUCGAAAGGUGGGACUUCCACAAUGAGGCAGUCCCUCUCGCUUACAGCCCGCCAUUUUGGGGUCUGGUGCGCCUGGGGCCGGGAGGUCUAGAUCGCUACCUCGCAGCCCUUGUCUCCGGUGACCUGCGGGGGUCGGAGAUCCGCUGGGAAGGUGUGGAAAUAUCGGAAACCGGAAAUGGGCCUGGUGUCAUUUGAUGAUGUGUCUGUGGACUUCACCUGGGAGGAGUGGAAGGACCUCAGUGAUGCCCAGAGGAACCUCUACAAAGAAGUGAUGCUGGAAACCUACAGUAAUCUGGUGGCUUUGGGACACUGCAGUAUCAAACCUGAUGUGAUCUUCAAGUUGGAGCAAGGAUCUGGGCCAUGUGUGUUAGGAGAAGCCCUAAGGCAGUGCCUACCAGAUGUCCAGAAAUUAACUAGUCAUAUUCAGACAGCCCAUGAAAAUCAAGAGAAGCAUUUUUGGCAAGUUAUAACCACAUCAUCUGAGGAGAAGGUUGAAAUGGGAAAACCAUUUAAUGUGAACUCAAACUAUAUUUCAGUUUUGAAUGUAAAGAACAGAAACUAUGCAAAAGUGAAGCCUGAGGAACUUAAUAUAUGGCAAAGUGUGUUUCUCCCUGAUGAUCCACAUGAGAUGCAGACUGGAGAGGAGCCUUUUGAUCUUACUGUAACUGGCAAUUCCUUCCGACUUCCUGAAGAUCUUAAUCUGCAAAAUAAAGUUCAAAGUGUGCAAAAGCAUUUUCAAUAUUGUGGACAAGGGAAACCCUUAAACAUGAAAGCAGUAUUGACACAUAAAAGGAUUCACGUGGGAGAGGCUUUCAAUAAAUUCAAUGAAUAUGGGAAAGACUUUGAAAAGGUAGCAUUAAUUUCUGAAGAGAUGACUCAAGUAAGGGAGAAAUCAGUUGAAUAUAAUGUUUGUCAUGCAGCAUUAUAUAAAAGGGCUAAACUCAUUAACUGUGAGAAAAUACAAAAAGGACAGAAGUAUUAUGAAUGUAGUGACUUGGGAGAAUCUUUCAUUAGCAAAUUAUAUGUUGAAAAAUACCAGAGAACACAUGAAGAGGAAGAGACCUAUAGAUGUAAUGAACAUGAGAGGUUCUUCUGUCAAAAAACGCAUCACAGAAUCAACAGAGAAGCAAAACUCUAUGAAGAUUAUGAAUGUGGAAAAAACUUUAACCAGAAGCAAAACUUUAGCAGGCGCCAGAAAAGUCACACAAAUGAGAAGCCAUAUGAAUGUAAUAUGUGUGAAAAAGCCUUUUACCGGAAGUCACACCUCAACAGGCAUCAGAGAAUUCAUACUGGUGAGAAACCUUAUGAAUGUGAAGAAUGUAGGAAAACUUUCUACCAUAAAUCAUCUCUUAUUAUACAUCAGAGAACACAUACAGGUGAGAAGCCUUAUGACUGUACAAAAUGUAAGAAAGCUUUCUACUGUAAAUCAGACCUUACAAUACAUCAGAGAACUCACACAGGUGAGAAACCAUAUGAAUGUGAAGAAUGUAGGAAAACUUUUUACUCUAAGUCACACCUCACAAUACAUCAGGGCAUUCAUACAGGUGGCAAACCAUAUGCAUGUGAAGAGUGCAGGAAAACAUUCAACCGUAAGUCUAACCUCACUGUACAUAAGAGAACUCAUACAGGUGAGAAACCCUAUGCAUGUAAUAUAUGUGGAAAAUCCUUUUACCGGAAGUCACACCUUAGUACACACCAGGGAACACACAGAGGUGAGAAACCAUAUGAAUGUAAAGAGUGUAAAAAAACAUUCAAUCAUAAGGCAGCCCUCACUGUACAUCAGGGAACACACACAGGAAACAAACCAUAUGCAUGUGGAGAAUGCAAAAAAACUUUCCUCCAUAAGUCAUCUCUCACUGUGCAUCAGAGAAGUCACACAGGUAACAAACCUUUUGCAUGCGAAGAAUGUAGUAAGGCUUUCUACUGUAAGUCACACCUCACUGUACACCAGAGAACUCAUACAGGUGAGAAGCCCUAUGAAUGUCAAGAAUGUGAGAAAUCGUUUCACCAGAAGUCAUAUCUCAGCAGGCAUCUGCUAACACAUGAAACAGAAAAACGAUUUGAAUGUAAACAAUGUGGAAAAACUUUCUACCAUAAAGCAUCCCUCAUUAUACAUCAGAGAACUCACACAGGUGAGAAACCAUAUGAAUGUCAGCAGUGUGAAAAAGCAUUUCACAAGAAAUCAAACCUCACCAGGCAUCAGAUAACUCAUGAAAGUGAGAAACAAUUAGAAAGUAAAAAAUGUAAGAAAGCUUUUUUCCAUAAGUCAUCCUUCAUUGUACAUCAGAGGACUCAUAGAAGAAAUCCUGUGAAUAUAAUCAAUGUGAGAAAUUUACUGGAAGCCAACCCAACAGAACAUCAGAGAAUUGACACAGAAGACAACCUGAAAAUACAAUGAAUAUGAGUUUUUUGUGAGAAGGCACAUUCACUGGCAUCAAGGAGCAUACAUGCAGUAGUCUUCUGUAGCAGAGACUGGCUAUAUGUCUUUCAAGAUUUAUUUUCUAUGGGAUACACAGCUUGCAUUUUUUAGCUUCUGGUACUGUGUUUUGAACCAUAUACUGAAACUAUACAGUAGAAUGUGGAUACUUCAUGCCUAGCCCCCACAAAGUCUAUUACAUUCUUGUUUUUUCUCCUUGGAUCCUUACAUAUACUUUGGGCCUGAAACAAAUUUGGCUACCGAGGCUGGUGUUGAGAGCCAUAGGUCACUGUGUUUAAGAAAAACAGUUGAUCCGAAAGGGCAGACUUCUUACCUUUAUCCCUAUAAAUUCCCGUGUAGUUCAUGAGUGAAAAGUACUCUUGCACGAUUGUGUUUUUUCUGUUUGUAUUAUAGUGUAAACCUACAAUGGCUAAUUCACUUUGUAAGCUUUCGGAUGUUUCCUGUCCUUUGGUACUGCAGAAUUUACACAAGAGAGACCUAACACCUUUCAUUUUCAAGUUAAUUUAUGGAAAACAAAUGCAUGUGUUGACAAAUUGUAGCAAAUGGCGAAUAGGUUUGGUAGGCAGGAAAAUGUCAUUGAACAAUUUGAAUAAAGCUGAUAUUCAUAAAUUUGUUUCCCAACAAAACUUCAAAUUAUGUUAGAUAUUAAUUAUGAAGGAAGGAUAACUGUCAAUUCAGAUAAUAUAAAUGUUGAGUUUUAAAAUGGAAAUUUUAGUAUUGGAAAUCAUUUAAAAAUAUUUCAUUAUAUACCAGUAUAUCAAUAUGAAUGAUAGUAUUUUCUGUUAAGAAUACACUGGACAUACGUGAUUGGUGCUGUUGGGGGGGCCAUUGCUAUUGCCACCUAGUAGAGGCCAGACAUGCAUGCAGGUUCAACUGCCUACAGUGCACAAAAUAUCCCAUAAAAUUGUAGUGUUUUGUAUUAACAUACUUUCCCUGUUGGGACCCAGUAUAACUGUGCAGAGCAUAUGUAUAAUUUUUGUAAUAUGGGUUGAGAGUACACCUCAAUGGUAGAGUAUAUGCUUACCAUGCAUGAGGACCCAUUUUUAAUCCUCAGCAUAAACAAGUCAAAUAAAUAUUGGUUUAAAUGCCAUUAUAGACUAUUUAUAUUUUGUUAUAUACUGUCUAAGAUAUAUACUAUGUUUUGCUUCCUUUUUGCCAAAUAUUUGUAAAUGUGUAUGGACAUUGUCAUAAGAAAUGUCUUGUAAGGAGUAAAGAUUUCUUGUAAUGUAUAAACUUAACAAUCAUUGAUAUGAAAUAUACAAAUCUGGCAUGUAAUUGUUCAUUGCUGAAAUCUGAGCUAAUUUAUUCAACAGUGAAUGUCCUUAAUGAAAAGCAGUCCCUAAAAGAAUAUUUCCCUUUUUAUCCUGUUUGACACUUUUGAAUAGGACCGCAGAAUAGGUAUCAUACUGUAGACUGAAUGCUGUCUAACUGGUAAGUAUAUAUAUUUCUCUUUCCUAUGAUAGAGCACUGUGACUGUACCUCCCCAGUAAUGUACCUCCCCAGUAAAUUGACAGCAUCCAGUGACUUCAGAUCAGACCUCACUGGGGUUCCCUUUCUUUACAUGAAAAGAGAGCAUAUUAAUGGACCCUGACACAAAGCAUUAUUAUAAUCAGUAAAUUAGUGUUUUGGAUAGUACCUGGCAUGCGGUAAGCUGCUACAAUGAUGGCCAUUAUCACAGUUGACGAAAUUGCUCUUAAUUAGUAGGCUGCAACAGAAUGUUAUUUGGCAGCACAACAGUCAUUUCACUUUUUAUCUAUAUUGAUUUGAUCUUGUCUCCCAAUUCUACAGUUAUUCAUUGUUUUAUCAUGACUGAGUUUUUAAAUAAUUACUUGUUAUAUUAGUCUUUAGUAGUUGUUUUGGACUGAGCCAGUGAGCCACUUCUGUACAUUGAUACACUAAGGAUUUUAUUACAUGACUGGGAAUGUUGCUGCAAAGAAAGAGACAUGAAAGAGAUGGCUCUUCUGCUGCGAGAUACUGGUCUUUGUGGAUGUGUCUUCUGGUUCCAUGUGUCACAGGUACCACAUUGGCAAGGCAAAAAGUUGUAGAACAGAAUAUAUGUGUUGUAUUAAAAUCUCCAACUCAGGAGCCUUUGUUUGGAAGGUCAUUAAAGAGAGUAUCAGGUUUCUAUUUGUCAAUUUGUCCAUAAAGCCAAGACCACCAUCUUAACUGUAAGAUAACAUUCCAGUUUCUGUGAGUUAUGAGGUCUCUUCCACCUGCACUAUUACCACCAGAGGGAGCUCCACUAAUCCUAGUGUCUGGCAGUUCAUCUCAGAAUUGCUAAUUGCAAGGUAAAAAUUUUAACUAUCAGUUUGUACACUAAUUCACAAGGAAAAAACCGUUAGCUUUAAACAUUUCAUAGAAAAAAUAGGCCAGAACAUAUCUUUAUUAAUCAAGAGUUGAUUAUAAGUUUUUGUUUUGUUUUGGUACCAGGAAUUGAAUUUGGGAUCUUGCACUUGUCAGGCAGGCGUUUAUGUCACUGAGCUAUGUGCCCAGCCAAGAGGAUUAAAGUAAAAAUAUUUUUCUUAGAGGCAUAACCAAAUACAUAACUCAUUCUUUUUUUGUUGCUGAGACGAAAUGCCUGGCAAUCACAAGUUAAAGGUGGAAACUUUUACUUCAGCUCACAGUGUAGUGGUUGUAGUCCAUAGUUGGCUGGCUUCAGUGCAGGGCAGCAUGGAAGAGCAUCACAGGUGAAACAGUCUAUGGUAGUAGAGCUGCCAGGAAGCAGCAAGCAGCCUGCUUGUUUCUGCCCCUUUACAGUCUGUCCAUGCUACAAGCCUGUUGAUUGGUGCCAUCCACAGCCAUAGUGGGGUUUCCAUUAUCCACGCCCAAAACUGCUCAACCAACUUAAAUCACAUCCCUGUAAUUUGCAUUCCAAAAAAAACUACCUGAGGGCUUGGCGUGUUGACAUCUGGAUUCAACCCGUAAGAGAUAAGAGAGUGGUUAAUCUUAGUUUUAUAGAAGUUGUAAAUAUAUUCGUAAUAACUCAGCUUAGGCUACAGUUAAAAUUAGUAACUUAAAGUGUGUAAUCAUUGUGGGAAAUGACUGUUCAUUAGUUAGAAUGUGAAUGAUGUCCAGGAAAUAAAAAUAAUAAAAGUUAAAACCAGAUCAGUACACUAAAUGGCAUAGAA